This is a messenger RNA of Fusarium keratoplasticum, 1659 nucleotides long. RefSeq lists its product as uncharacterized. The transcript is spliced from 2 exons. NCBI's taxonomy places the organism in Eukaryota, Fungi, Ascomycota, Sordariomycetes, Hypocreales, Nectriaceae. Gene Ontology annotation, molecular function: sulfuric ester hydrolase activity. The coding region runs from base 1 to 1659 and encodes 552 amino acids. The record is from RefSeq and is a predicted model, not a curated record.
AUGGCCCCUGAUCUCAACUCACUCCCCCCCUCCAACGGGGAGACCUCUGCGGCUCCUCACCUCUCCCCUGAUGCCGAGAGACCCAACAUUCUCUUCAUCAUGGCCGAUCAGCUGGCCGCUCCCCAGCUCAAGAUGUACAACCCCAACUCCCAAAUCAAGACACCCAACCUCGACCGUCUUGCUUCCACUUCAGUCCAGUUCGACUCUGCGUACUGCCCAUCACCCCUCUGCGCCCCCUCGCGCAUGAGUUUGAUCAGUGGCCAGCUGCCCAUGAAGAUUGGUGCCUACGACAACGCCGCCCAGAUCGGCUCCGAUGUUCCCACUUAUGCCCACUACCUGCGAGCCAAGGGUUACCACACUGCUCUUGCUGGCAAGAUGCACUUUAUUGGUGACCAGCUCCACGGUUAUGAGCAGCGUCUGACCAGUGACAUCUACCCUGCCGACUUUGGCUGGGCCGUCAACUGGGACGAGCCUGACACCAGGCUUGAGUGGUAUCACAAUGCCAGCUCUAUCCUCCAGGCCGGUCCUUGCGGCCGAAGCAACCAGCUCGACUAUGACGAGGAGGUCAUGUUCAAGAGCACUCAGUACCUGUGGGACCACGUUCGUGAGGGCCCCAAGAAGCGACCAUUCUGCUUGACUGUUUCUCUCACCCACCCCCACGACCCUUACACCAUCACCAAGAAGUACUGGAACUUGUACGAGGACGUCGACAUUGCCCUGCCUGAGGUCAAGGUUGCCAAGGAGGACCAGGACCCCCACAGCAAGCGACUUCUCAAGGUCUGCGAUCUUUGGGACCAGAACUUUACCGAUGAGCAGAUCAAGCGAGCCAAGCGAGCUUACUAUGGCUCUGUGAGCUACGUCGAUGACUGCAUUGGCAGACUGCUUGAGACUCUUGAGGACGCUGGCCUGGCUGAAAACACCAUUGUCAUCUUCAGCGGCGACCACGGUGACAUGCUUGGUGAGCGUGGCCUCUGGUACAAGAUGAGCUACUUUGAGUCGUCCGUCCGCGUUCCCAUGUUGAUCAACUACCCCAAGCGCUUCGCUCCCCACCGUGUUACCCAGAACGUGUCGACUCUUGAUCUCCUGCCUACGAUCUGCGACCUGGUUGGAACCAAGCCGGCCCCCUACCUCCCCAUGGACGGAAUCAGCAUGCUGCCUCACCUUGAGGGCCGCGAAGGCCACGACACUGUCAUUGCUGAGUACACUGGCGAGGGCACCGUUCGUCCCAUUAUGAUGAUUCGACGAGGUGACUGGAAGUACAUCACCUGCCCGGCUGAUGAGCCCCAACUCUACAACUUGGCCCGAGACCCCAAGGAACUGGACAACCUGGCCCGAUUCAAGAAGAUCCUGCCCAAGACCCCCGAGGAGGAGGAAGCCAAGGAUGCCAUCCUCAAGUUUGAGGCCGAAGCCCACGCCCGGUGGGACUUUGACGCCAUCACAGAAAAGGUGUUGACUUCUCAGCGCACACGGCGGAUCGUGUGGGACGCCCUCAAGGAGGGCGAGUUCACCAGCUGGGACUUUGACCCUGUCGAUGACGGCAAGAAGAAGUACAUCCGCUCCACCAUCCCUCUCGACGACCUGGAGCGCCGAGCUCGCUUCCCGUUCGUCGACGCCAACGGGUACGAGAGCAAGGCGGUCUCUUCAGUCCGUAACUCUUAA